Entrophospora sp. SA101 is the source of this 1899-nucleotide messenger RNA. The record is from the annotation of a GenBank genome assembly. Lineage: Eukaryota; Fungi; Glomeromycota; Glomeromycetes; Entrophosporales; Entrophosporaceae.
AUGUUAAAGGGUUUGGAGCGUAACAAUUCUCAGAAUGAUCUUGCUUUGAUGACUACAGCUUAUUAUAAUGAACGGGAAGAACGUCGUCAUUGGUGGAGGGUAGCUAAACAAUUGGAAAAAGGAAUGCAGAUGCGGAUUAAUACUUUAUUACUUGAUAAAGGAAUGGCUGGAUAUGAACUACCAAAAUUUCAUGGUCGGGCUGGAGAAGACCCAGAAGUUUUUCUUACUGAUUUUCAACGAUGGUGUGAGACUGCUAAUUAUGAUCCAAAUGCUGGACAUAAUAUGCGAAUGAGAAUUCAUGGUAUUUUUGAAACUUGCUUAUUGGGUGACUCAAAAGACUGGUAUGAAACCAAUGUCAAAGGUAAAAACUGGGAAUUAGAAAAUAUUAGUGAUAAUUGUGGUGCCCAUGCAGAUCUUAAUGCUCUUAAUGGAUUGUCUAAGAAUGAAAUACGUGCUAUUAAUGCUAAUCAGUUUAGAGGCGGAGCUCUUCAAAUUCGAAAUACUGCACCAGCUGAUGGAAAUCAACCUGCUAUACCACUAGUUCCGUCCCACACUGUAUGGCAUGAAGACUGGCUGACAUCAGGUGGACGACCAACAGACUUGGCUCCAAAUGCUCCCAAUGCCAAUGUAGGAGGUAAUGUUAUAGCUCCAAAUAUUUUUAUUGGCCAAGUAAUUGAUUAUUUUAGGCGUGCAUAUCCCACAGUUACAGCUGAAAAAACGCAAUUGGUAUUCACUACCCUUGCUCAAGGCUCCGAUCCUGUAGGCCGUUUCUAUGCAAACUUAAAAAGAAUGGUUAAACUGGCCUACCCAACACUCCCAGCAUUAAAUCAGGAAGCAAUGGUUAGACAACAAUUCUUUCAGGGUCUUUCUCCUGAUAACAAAUUAGAAGUAAGACGUAUCGGUCUCGAAUACCCAAUUUCUGUUUUACUACCAAAAUUAGAAGAAAUUGAAAGACAGAAGGCUGAAAUGAUGUUGGGUAAGUAUAAUCCUGAAUCCCACCCUGUUAUUUCUCGUUCACAAUCUAAAGCUAAUACAAAAGAUAAUUAUUCAAGCAAUAUGGGUAUGAGUAGAGAUGAAACGGAAAGCUUUGUAAAAUCUAUUAUAGCUUCAUCGCAAUCUCAACCUGUUUCUACGCAAUCAACUUCCCAAAGACGAGAAGGACAAUUAUUACGACCCAGUCAAAUGGAACCAGGUAAAAUAUAUCGAGAUCCACUUUUACGCUUGAAUGAUCAAGAAUGGCUUCGAAUAGACGAUGCAACAGAUCGUCUUAGUGCUUUAGCAGGUCCAUCUUAUCUACAAACUUUCAUGGAUACAAUUAGUAAAGGAGGUAUGUCAGAAUUAUCAAUAAAUAAGGCUAUAGCCAAAGGUAUUGAAGCAGGCGUCAACGCUGUUAUUAAAUCAUCCAAAAACCGUUGUUCAAAUUGUAAUAGAACUGGACAUAAUUCUCGCAAGUGUACUCAUCCAGGGUUUGAAUAUAUCUCAACUCCAAUGCCACAAAAUUAUCUCCCAAAGAUAUUCAAAAAAAUAAGGGAUAUGGAGGCAAAAAAGAUACCAAAUAGAAAACACAAAAUAUGUAGAGAUUAUAAAAUCGGUAGUGAUAGAUAUGAUGAUAUUGUAGAUGGUCGGAUAUAUCCUCAUCCACCUGAAAUAGAAAUGGCUUUUAAUGACUCAUCUAUCUCGACACCCCAACUAGAAAUAUCUCCCAAGCAUAGCUCAUCAAGUGUUGGAAAUUCUGAGCAAGUAAUUCAUUCGAGCGAACCGGUGACAAAAAAGACUAGCAGAAAAAAGAAGGUCAGUUCUAGUGUGGAAUUAUCUAAAGGUGGAGAUCUAUCAGAAUCGAAAACUGUACAUCUUUCUAUCUUAAAUAAUCAGUCUACCUCAUCAGUGCCAGAAAAUGAA